UCAAACCCUUUGACUUCUAUCCCUCUCUCCGUGAAUCUCGAGGCUCACCGGUUUCUCGCCGGUCGGCUUUCCUCCUCCUCCUCCUCCUCCUCCUCUUCUUCUUCUUCUUCUUCCCGUUCAGCACCACCUUUCCCAGGCGAAAGCUUUAGCUCUGUCUACCCCGCUUCCUCCGUCGCCGCCGUCGCAACCCAUCUCUUUCUCUCUCUCUCUGUGUCUGAAAGUGUGGGGGAGGAGGAGGAGGAGGAGGAGCAGCAAUUGGGUUGGGAUUCAGACCCAACGAGCGCGUUGAAGUCAAAGCGCACCAUCUCUAUCUCUCUCUCUCUAGCCCACUUCUCUCUCCACAGCCCCAUCUUUUCUUUAUUCUUCUUUUGUUCGGUUCGCAGCGACGCAAGCAAGAAAGCAAAAGAAAAGGAAGCCGAAGAGGCACCACCCCCACUUUGAUUUCCCCUUUGCCUCUUCUUCCCUCCUUUCCUCCCUUCAUCAUCCCUCUCUCUCUCCCCCCCCAUGCUCGCACGCUCUAUCUGUUCGCAAAUCUUGAUCCUUCUCGAGAUGGGUCUCUCCGUCACUUGAUCCCUCCACCGCCCUUUUCCUCUGUUCUACUUCCUCUUACUGUUUCCGUGAUCAAUCUUUCUUGGGUGCUCUGUUUCUUCAUAUGGGUGUCCGAGAUUCGCUGUGGAUGGUCGUCGCCGUCUCUUGGCUAUGCGUCCAAGCGCUGAUCCUGCAAUCUCAAGGGGAGGACCUUGUGUGCAAUUCGAGCGAUUCCGAAGCAUUGGUAGACUUGAUGAACAACUUUGAGUACCCAGUCGAGGGUUGGGGACCCAACGCCUCCGCCAAUUGCUGCAACUGGCCGGGCGUGGCGUGCAACUCUUCGUCCUCUCUCGGCCUGGCCGAAGGUUCCUCCGGUACGGGCAGAGUGGUGGAGUUGGUCCUCGCGAGCAAGAAGCUUGCGGGGAGCCUUCCCGAUUCGCUCGGCAGGUUGGACCAGCUCAGACUCCUCAAUCUCUCUCGUAACCUCCUCAAGAGCCCACUCCCCGAGUCGCUCCUCCAACUCCCUAGUUUGCAGGUCCUCGAUCUCAGCUACAAUGAAUUCUCCGGACCGUUGCCGGGGAGCGCCAAUUUGCCCUCGCUUCAUGUUUUCAACAUCUCUGAGAACGCUUUCAAAGGGUCUCUGCCCGUGUGGAUAUGCGCCAACUCGACCCGCAUUCAGGUGCUUAAUCUGGCUGUCAAUUUUUUCUCCGACGUUAUCCCGCCGGGACUCGGCAAUUGUAGCUCCUUGCGGAACCUUUCUCUUGCCACGAAUAAUCUCACAGGGGGGAUCAGUGAGGAUAUCUUCACUCUGGGUCAGUUGGUCCAAUUAAGCCUUCAGGAGAACUCGUUUUCAGGGCCGCUCAGUAGCGGGAUCCGUAAUUUAACGGAACUGAUUCGGUUGGACAUUUCGACAAACGGAUUCUCGGGGUCAAUCCCAGAUGUGUUUCAGAACAUGAAGAAGCUGCAGUACUUCAUAGCUCAGACCAAUGGCUUCGCGGGCUCCAUCCCGUCUUCCUUAUCCAGUUCGCCAUCGCUUACGUUUCUCAAUUUGAGGAACAACUCGCUGAUGGGUACGAUAGUUCUCAAUUGUUCGGCAUUGAGCAGUCUGGUGUCUCUGGAUUUAGGUUCCAAUAAUUUCAGUGGUCCUUUCCCUGCGGAUUUGCCCAAUUGCCGGCAGCUGCAGAAUGUGAACCUUGCACGAAACAAGUUCACAACCCCAAUACCUCAAAGCUUUGAGAACUUCUCCAGCCUUGUUUACCUGUCGAUCUCGAAUUCGAGCCUAACGAACCUCUCAUCUGCACUCGGAAUCCUUCAGCACUGCGGCAAUUUGACAGUUUUGGUUCUCACUCUGAAUUACUAUGACGAAGAAUUGCCCGGCGAUGCGAGUUUGAGUUUUCCAAAGCUUGAGGUUCUUAUCAUGGCAAGUGGUCGACUGAGGGGUCCCAUGCCCCAGUGGGUGCGUGGAUGCACCCGUUUGCAGUUGCUGGAUCUGUCCUGGAACAAAUUGGGUGGAAAGAUUCCGCCGUGGAUGGGCGAUUUCCAAUCUCUUUUUUAUCUGGAUUUAUCAAACAACUCAUUCGUGGGCGAGAUCCCAAAGGAGAUUACACGUUUGCCUGGCCUUAUCAACAGAAAUCUGUCAAUGGAGGAGCGUUCUCCUGAUUUUCCACUCUUCAUGAAGAGGAACGUGAGCGUCAGGGGGCUGCAGUACAAUCAAGUGACAAGCUUUCCACCUACUUUGGAUCUUGGAUGCAAUCAUCUCAACGGAUCAAUCUGGCCCGAGUUUGGGAAUUUGAAAAAUGUCCAUAUCUUGGAUCUGAGGAAUAACUUAUUAUCAGGUUCGAUUCCCGAAAGUUUAUCCGGAAUGACUAGCCUAGAGACUCUUGAUUUGUCUUACAACAAACUGUCAGGAAGUAUACCUUCUUCAUUAGUGCAUCUCAACUUUUUGUCCAAGUUCAGCGUUGCAUAUAACAAUUUGUCCGGGCCUAUUCCUAACGGGGGCCAAUUCCCUACCUUUCCCAAUUCAAGUUUUGAAGGAACAAAACUGUGUGGUGAUCAUGCACCCCACUGCCCGGGUAGUCAAAAUCCUCCUGAAUCGGCCGAUCAUGCCAGGAGAAAUAGAGACAUCGGAAUGGUCAUUGGAAUUGCAUUUGGGGCGACAUUUCUUGUCGCCCUUAUGGUCAUGAUUUUGAUGCGAGCACAUAGGCGGGGAGAGGUUGACCCUGAGAAGGAGGUCGUUGGGAGAAGAGAAAGGGAUAUUGAAGAACUGGAGUCGCGAUUAUUGGUUAUGUUCCAACACAAGGACAGUGUAAAGCUUUCAUACGAGGAUAUUUCACGAGCCACUGGCGAUUUUGAUCAAGCGAACAUAAUCGGGUGUGGGGGUUUUGGGAUGGUUUACAGAGCUGCCUUCCCCGAUGGCACGAAGUUGGCGAUCAAGAAGCUCUCUGGGGAUUGUGGGCAGAUGGAGAGAGAAUUCAGUGCUGAAGUGGAAACUCUCUCAAGAGCCCAACACCCAAAUCUCGUCCAUCUUCAAGGAUUUUGCAUGGAUAAAGAUGUGAGGCUCUUGAUAUACUCCUACAUGGAAAACGGUAGCUUGGACUAUUGGUUGCACGAGAAACCAGAUGGCCCUUCCUCGCUAGAUUGGUGCACACGGCUCCGAAUCGCUCAAGGGGCGGCAAGAGGACUUGCAUAUCUGCACCAGUCAUGCGAGCCACAUAUUGUUCAUCGCGAUGUGAAGUCAAGUAACAUCCUUUUAGAUGAGAACUUUGAAGCCCACUUGGCUGAUUUUGGUCUUGCGAGGCUCAUAUGUGCUUAUGAAACUCAUGUGACUACUGAUCUUGUGGGGACGCUGGGUUACAUUCCUCCUGAGUACGGUAUGGCCUCUGUUGCUACUUGUAAAGGCGAUGUCUAUAGCUUCGGGGUUGUCCUCUUGGAGCUUGUCACUGGGAAAAGGCCUAUGGAUAUGUGCAAGCCCAAGGGAUCUCGGGAUUUGAUCUCUCGGGUGAUUAAGAUGAAGGGCGAGAACAGGGAAAGCGAGGUGUUCGAUUGUUCCAUUUAUGGCAUGAAGCAUGACAAGGAAAUAUUGCUGGUUUUCGAGAUUGCCUGCCUGUGCUUAAACGAUAGCCCGAAAGUGAGGCCUUCAACCCAGCAGCUAGUUUCCUGGCUCGACUGUGUCGGCGUCGAUGCCGAGCCGUUUUUUGGCAAUCGCAAGGAGCUCUAGAUGUACAGCUGGAGUCCUUUUUGCAGUGUGCAAGUCAAUUUUUUUUUUUCUUUUGUUUCCCAACAUAAAUGUCUGCUGUAAAUACUCAACACUAGGUUUUUACAGUUCUUUUAUACAAGUAUCUGGAAUAAAAGCAUUGCACAAUAACUCCUGGCAUU
Molecule: messenger RNA, 3903 nt
Organism: Rhodamnia argentea
Lineage: Eukaryota; Viridiplantae; Streptophyta; Magnoliopsida; Myrtales; Myrtaceae
Product: phytosulfokine receptor 1-like
Exons: 1
Coding region: 653-3745 (1030 amino acids)
Biological process (GO): protein phosphorylation
Molecular function (GO): ATP binding; protein kinase activity; receptor serine/threonine kinase binding
Source: RefSeq, a predicted model, not a curated record